Aspergillus mulundensis is the source of this 561-nucleotide messenger RNA. RefSeq lists its product as uncharacterized. The transcript is spliced from 2 exons. The coding region runs from base 1 to 561 and encodes 186 amino acids. The record is from RefSeq and is a predicted model, not a curated record. Lineage: Eukaryota; Fungi; Ascomycota; Eurotiomycetes; Eurotiales; Aspergillaceae.
AUGCACUUCUUUCGCUUCAUUGCCCCCGGGCUCCUGGGCACCAUCGGCGCUCUUGGAGCCAACGAAGUCACCGCUACAGUCAACGCGACUGAGAUUCAGAACGCUGCAGACGAGCUCCUCUCCAUGUUCCCAAGUGCCACCCCUUACACAGUGAACUACACAGCACCCGGUGGCAAUCUGCUGCAACCCCCAUCGUCGCUCAUCAAGGAAAUCAUCACCGCCGUCCCUCCCACCGUGCUCGCGCAGCUUCUGGUACCGACCGGCCGCAGCUCCAUCGCGUCCGAGUUCCAAGCCGGCAACACCCCGAGCUGGUAUGAGGACCUUCCAACAGAUGUCAAAAGCUACGUUCUUGCAAUGAAGUCCCAGGUUGAUGAGGGCGACGUCGAUCUUAACGCCACUCGGACGCCUGCGCCGACGUCUACCUCUGAGGGUGGAGACAGUGCAGAGAAUGAUAGUCCAGCUUCGGAGACGUCCAGCGGCUUUGCCUCGCAUGCUACUGGUGAGGUUGCUGUCGGUUUGCUCGGUGCGCUGGGGGUACUUGGUUUGGCUGUGGUGCUUUAG